Messenger RNA from Oryza brachyantha (malo sina), 2563 nucleotides. Its product is annotated as phenylalanine ammonia-lyase-like. The record is from RefSeq and is a predicted model, not a curated record. Bases 165 to 2315 code for a protein of 716 amino acids. Gene Ontology annotation, molecular function: ammonia-lyase activity. Gene Ontology annotation, biological process: L-phenylalanine catabolic process. Gene Ontology annotation, cellular component: cytoplasm. Lineage: Eukaryota; Viridiplantae; Streptophyta; Magnoliopsida; Poales; Poaceae. The transcript has 2 exons.
CGCCGUUCGUCUCCAAGAAGAGCCUCAGCUUCCAACUCGAGCUCUUCUUCUAUACAAAAAAAAAAACUCAUAAUUUAGCUUGUUAUACUGCUGGUAGUAUACUGUUCUAGUGUUCUUCACUUGUGGUUGUGCACUACUAUAUCUCGAUCUGUAACUAAGCUGUAAUGGAGUGCGAGACCGGGCUUGUGCGCUCCCUGAACGGCGAGGGGCUGUGCAUGUCGGCGCCGGCGCCGCGGGCCGACCCCCUGAACUGGGGGAAGGCGGCGGACGAGCUGGCGGGGAGCCACCUCGAGGAGGUGAAGAGGAUGGUGGAGGACUUCCGGCAGCCGCUGGUGAGGAUCGAGGGCGCCAGCCUGACGAUCGCGCAGGUGGCCGCCGUGGCCACCGGCGCCGGCGACGCCAGGGUGGAGCUCGACGAGUCCGCCCGCGGCCGCGUCAAGGCCAGCAGCGACUGGGUCAUGAGCAGCAUGAUGAACGGCACCGACAGCUACGGCGUCACCACCGGCUUCGGCGCCACCUCCCACCGCCGCACCAAGGAGGGCGGCGCGCUCCAGAGGGAGCUCAUCAGAUUCCUCAAUGCUGGCGCCUUCGGCACCGGCACCGACGGCCAUGUUCUGCCGGCCGAGGCGACGCGCGCGGCGAUGCUCGUCCGCAUCAACACCCUUCUCCAAGGGUACUCCGGCAUCCGCUUCGAGAUCCUCGAGGCCAUUGCCAAGCUGCUCAACGCCAACGUCACCCCGUGCCUGCCGCUCCGUGGCACCAUCACCGCGUCCGGUGACUUGGUCCCGCUGUCCUACAUCGCCGGCCUCAUCACCGGCCGCCAGAACUCCCUGGCCGUCGCCCCCGAUGGCAGCAAGGUGACCGCCGCCGAGGCGUUCAAGAUCGCUGGCAUUGAGCACGGCUUCUUUGAGUUGCAGCCCAAGGAAGGUCUUGCCAUGGUGAAUGGCACGGCCGUCGGCUCUGGCCUUGCGUCCACCGUGCUCUUUGAGGCGAACGUUCUUGGCAUCCUCGCGGAGGUUCUGUCCGCUGUGUUCUGUGAGGUCAUGACCGGCAAGCCGGAGUACACCGACCACCUGACGCACAAGCUGAAGCACCACCCUGGACAGAUCGAGGCUGCCGCCAUCAUGGAGCACAUCUUGGAAGGCAGCUCGUACAUGAAGCUGGCGAAGAAGCUCGGCGAGCUCGACCCGUUGAUGAAGCCGAAGCAGGACCGGUACGCGCUCCGCACGUCGCCGCAGUGGCUCGGCCCGCAGAUCGAAGUCAUCCGCUUCGCCACCAAGUCGAUCGAGCGCGAGAUCAACUCCGUCAACGACAACCCGCUCAUCGACGUCUCCCGCGGCAAGGCGCUGCACGGUGGCAACUUCCAGGGCACGCCCAUCGGUGUGUCCAUGGACAACACGCGCCUCGCGCUUGCUGCCAUCGGCAAGCUCAUGUUCGCGCAGUUCUCUGAGCUCGUGAACGACUUCUACAACAACGGGCUUCCUUCCAACCUGUCCGGUGGACGCAACCCCAGCUUGGACUACGGGUUCAAGGGCGCCGAGAUCGCCAUGGCUUCGUACUGCUCUGAGCUGCAGUUCUUGGGCAACCCAGUGACCAACCACGUCCAGAGCGCCGAACAGCACAACCAGGACGUGAACUCGCUUGGUCUCAUCUCAUCCAGGAAGACCGCCGAGGCCGUCGACAUCCUGAAGCUCAUGUCCUCCACGUUCUUGAUCGCGCUGUGCCAGGCCAUCGACCUGCGCCACCUCGAGGAGAACAUGAAGACCGCGGUGAAGAACUGCGUGAUGCAGGUGGCCAAGAAGUCCCUGAGCUUGAACCACAUGGGCGGCCUCCACAUCGCCCGCUUCUGCGAGAAGGACCUGCUCACGGCGAUCGACCGCGAGGCCGUCUUCGCCUACGCCGACGACCCCUGCUCCGCCAACUACCCGCUGAUGCAGAAGCUCCGCGCGGUGCUCAUCGAGCACGCGCUCGCCAACGGCGACGCCGAGCGCGUCCUGGAGACCUCCAUCUUCGCCAAGGUCGCCGAGUUCGAGCAGCACCUCCGCGCCGCGCUGCCCAAGGAGGUGGAGGCCGCCCGCGCGGCCGUCGAGAACGGCACCCCGCUCGUCCCCAACCGGAUCAAGGACUGCCGCUCGUACCCGCUCUACCGGUUCGUGCGCGAGGAGGUCGGCACCGAGUACCUCACCGGCGAGAAGACGCGGUCGCCCGGCGAGGAGCUGAACAAGGUGCUCGUCGCCAUCAACGAGCGCAAGCACAUCGACCCGCUGCUCGAAUGCCUCAAGGAGUGGAACGGCGCGCCCCUGCCACUCUGCUGAACAGAACAAGAACACAAGCAUGCAAAAAACAUGAAGACGUAUAGCAACAAAAAGAAAAAAGAACUGAAAGAUAGAGAGCAUUUCGAGAGUGUUAAUGCUUUCUGUCAUGUCUAGAUGAAAAUGAUGAUGAUACUGUUUACGUUUAUUUGUAGCUAAGUUGUUGUUACUGUUGCUGUGACUGAAACUUUUGGUGCUGUAAACUUUGUAUAAGUUGGGAAUGAACUAAAGUAAAUUAUUUUGUUUUACAA